UUUUCAAAGCAGAGAAACGUUCGACUUGAGCAAUGCAUAUUUGUGUAAUUGUUCUUUUACAAUACGAUAAUGAUGUCAAUGAUCGACAAGAAUCUUAACUAAUUUCGCAGUUAGACAUGUCAGCUAGUUUCACAGAAAUAUAUCUGCCCAUGACGAUGCAUCGGGCGAUAUACACAUGGUCAUUUUAAACAAUAUUAUUGUGGGAAAUAGCUGGAAAUCCACUUUCUGGGCUUGUGAUUUUCUUGGGGAGCUUUCCCUCAGGCCACCCUAGAAAGGUCGCUUACUUGUUCUCAACACCAGCGCAACACCUCCCCGCCCCUCCCCAAAAAAGUGCACAUAACGAACGAAACCGGGGGUUGUUUAAAAGCUGGUCAGCGCAUCAGAAUCCAUCAGCGUAACCCUAUUCUAAAGUUUUGAAAUAAAAAGACAUGCAGAAAUAGACAAAUCAAAACGACAGGUACUACGCCUCUACUAUACAAAAGAACACAAUACAGCAUUUGGUUUUUAAUAUUUUACUUUACAACAUAUUCAAGUGGAGUAAUUCUCUGAUUAGCCGGAAUAAACACAACUUCAUUUUCAAACCAAUAUGUCUCUUCACAUUCUACGCUAUCAAUAUCAGAAUCACAGUCAAUAUACGUAUUUUUAUCAUCCUUCCCAUCUUGGCUUGUUCCCUUCUGCUUUUUAUUUUUGCCUUUCGAAAGCUGUUUAUUUCUUUCUGAGAGUUCGCUUAUAUCGUGUUUUGUGUCGGACCGUAGCCUUCGCUUUUUAUUUUCUGGCGAUCUUUUUGUUUCAUCAAUUUCGUCCUCACUUUCUUCGCUUGUAGAAUUCUCGUUCUGUUGAAGUGAGCUCUUUUCUACUAGCUUGAGAAAAUGAUAAAAUCGCUCCCGUGUAUGUUUUUGGCGAGAUUUUAGAUUCAUUCGUUUUUCAACUCCGUCGGCCAUAUUGGAUUUUGAUGCUUCCACAUAUAAUUCCUGCAAAUUGUGUGACUUUUUUGUGAAAUAUUUUACCUAGUUUUACCACGUUUUCUAACUAAAUUCUUAAACAGAACUACAUUUUGUAUCGGGAAUUGCGAAAAUGUGAGAUGAAAACUAAAAAUAAUGCCUGUUUUCAUAUAAUAAUUCGAGACUUUUGAGUCAUUCGAAGAUUUUGAAGUACUUUUUAUUUCUAGUACUCAGGCUCCUUGUGUGGACACGGACGUACUGUUGCUAUAGCAACUGACGUAUAAAUGUGAUUUUUAGUGAAAUUUAGACGAUACUUUGUAGUAUUUUACAAAAUUUUGAUGUAAAUUGUUGAAAAAUUACUUGGGUUUUUUAUUUAGUGGUUUGAAGUGAAUAUAAUUACUUAGUUGGUGUUAUUUGCGUUAGGAAAAAUGAAAAAAACGGGCGGAAAAGGAGCCAAAACAGUGAGUCAAAAUCGUUUGUUUUUAUAGUUUACAAAGCUGCGCGGUAGUUUUGGUGUUUCAAUAAAGACUUUUCUCUUUAAAUAUUAUGAAGGCUUCAUAUAAAUACAAUCCUUUGUCUCUCAUGCAAGUAGUUAUUUGUAUAAAUGAUAUCUGCAUGCCUUAAUUUACAUGACUGAGUGAAAUUAUCGGUAUUGGAACGUUUAUAUAAAGGUGUACUAUAUAUAAACAAUAAGAAUCUACUGAAAUGUUUAUUGAUCAUUUUGUAAUUUCAGGACAAAAAGUUGUCAACGGCUGCUCCCAAUCAAAAUGUCAAGCCAGCUUCUAAAGGAGUUUCAAAGGCAAAGAAAAAGGUGAAAUUUAUUUGUAUUCAAGUGCUUUAAUAAUGAUCGAGCCAUAAUUGAACACAGCCACCCUGUCCAGCUUUGAACAACCGGACCCAGGGGCCAGGCGCUAACCCUUGGUUAAAAUUUAACCUGUUGUUUUGGUUUGUGUAUUUCUGCACGUAUAUUUAAAAACUUCGGGAGAGAAAAAACUCUUAUGGAUCUAGCUGGCACGAUUUCUGAAGAAAUAUUUCCAAGUUUAUGAACAAGCUACUGGGAAAUUUGCUUUGAAAUUUAAGUUAACUUACUGCCUGCCUGCCUGCCUGCCUGCCUGCCUGCCUGCCUGGGAAUAGCAUGCAUUGUAGCAAGAAGUGUGAUUUAUUACAUGCCUCGAUUAAGCUGCAAUGUACCCUCAGGUGAGCAAAGUCCUCUCAUAUUUCUUCUUGGCACGGCACAGAGAAGUGAGAUAGACUCUGCAGAACUUGUGUAUAAAUUCAUUUGAGCAGGUGCGAAGGUUGCUAAGCAACUGCCUUUAAUAAGUAGUUUCCGGUUCGGUUGUUUACGACAUCAAAACCGGUUAUAAAACCAGUAUCAAACCUGAAAUUACGCAUAAUUAUCCAAAUUUUUGGAUUGUCUGCUCCACAAAGAAUAUACACAAGUUCUGCAGAGUCUCUCUCGCUUCUCUGUGCCGUGCCGAGAAGAAAUACAAGAGGACUUUGCUCGCAGGGUAGCUGCAAGACAAUUAUAUAUUUCAAUACCGGUACAAAUUAUGGAGCAAUAAAAGAGUCUAACAUUUUUAUAUUUAGCGACACAACAAUUGCAUUGCCAAGGUACGUGCCUUCAAUUUACCAAAUUAAAAUUUCAUCAUUUAGGAAGAAGAAGAUUCCACUCAAGCAGGAGAUGAGUUUGAUGAAUGGACACAGGUAAGUUGAAAAUAUAUUUAAACCAGUGCCAGUGCGUUCUCCUUAAUUGACAAGUAAAAUUGUCUGGCGUUAGACAGAGUAAAUAAUAAAAUUAAGCCUUAAAUGGGGCACAAUGAAACUUAAUGGGUUAAUGUACAGAACUCUUCCCUUGAUAAGUAAAAUCAUUUGGCACAAUUAAGGCAGAAGAGUAUGAUAGUAAAGUAAGGUGCAUUAGGGUGCUGCAAUAUCAUAGAAUAGAGACCUUUAAUUGGUUUUUCGGUUUUUCCAUUGAUAACCAUUGCAGUGCUGACUAUCUUGCCAUGUUUUCAGCCAGUGUGCUUUUGAGAGGUAUUCACCCAGGCCUGAAAAUAUUUAAAAUGGCAGACAUCCAAGGGAUUAAUGCUGUUCAUAAGCACACUGGUUAGGAACAUGGGCCCGAGUGCAUUUUGAUGACGAAUCAUGGCAUGGCAGUGGUUAUGCUUUCUGGGCUGAGUCAGCUUUUUUUAUGGUCUUUAUUCUGUUGCAAUAUAUAGCACUACUUUAACCCAUUAAGCUGCAGAGCUUCCCUACUGAUGAGUAAAAUUGUCUGGCUUUAGGCAAGUAAAAAAAUAAGCAGGGCACACUGGGGUGCAUUGCUGCUCAAAAGGUUAACUGGAGACAUUGUCAGAGUUUUUGGUUAACCCAUUAAGCUGCAGAGCUUCCCCACUGACGAGUAAAAUCGUCUGGCAUUAGACAAAUAAAACAAAGUGGGGCGCACUGGGACGCAUUGUGGCUUAAUGGGUUGAAGGAUUUAAAUACAAACCGUAUAUCAUAAACUAUCGCGUUUUAGCCGAAGCAGCUGAUAAAACCAAGUGACCAGUUGGAAUUGACUGAGGUUGAAUUAAAAGAAGAGUUCACCAGAAUUUUAACAGCAAACAAUCCCCAUGCACCCAAUAACAUUGUCAGAUUCAGUCACAAGGACAAAACGUUCAAGCCUCUUUCAAGCGUCGAUCAGCUGGCUAUUCAUUUUUCAAUGGAUGGGUAUGUUGUCUGCACAUUUGUAUUGAUACUGGAUAUAACUGAUUUGAGAGCAGGGACUUGGCCAGGAUUAGAAAUCUGGCCCAUGCAAACGUGCUACUGCUGCGCCGGGCCUGCCCCACUCCUGGAAAAAGAUGUGUUUAAUUCCCUUUGAAUAAUGUUGUAGUCAAAUGUUUAAUCUUCAAAAGAACACAUGUAAAACAGCACUCAAAAUUGGAUAGCAUGGUUGCAUUCAUGCAUGACCUUGCUAACAUAAUCACCAAAGUUAUUCUUAAAAUCAGCACUUAGAAUACUAAAUCUUUUGCAAAUACAUGUAUAAGAAACUGUAAGUUGUUUGCUUGUUGGAUAUCAAAUAUGUUAUAGCAAAUGUAAGCUUAUAUAGUCAGGGUGUGAUAAUUCGCGUACUUACGUACCUGAGACCUGUACGCCAAUAUUACUGUCUGGACAGUCUGGUACUUCUUUGUUUUCAGCCACGUACCACGUAGGUACGCGGAACUCUUGUUAUCUGCGUACUUAUUUUUUGCUGGUACCACAUGACCUUUCCAAGUCCAAGGUAUUCAAUACCGUAAUUUAGUUGGUAUAUCAUGUGUCUGAGAUGUCUUGGCAUGAAACAUGAUUGCACUGAUGGCACUAAGAAACGUUGGAGUCGGUUGUUUGAAAUAUCAAAACUCCCUUUUCAAAUAGCAAAACUCCCUUUUCAAAUAGCAAAACUCCCUUUUCAAAUGGCAAAACUCCCUUUUCAAAUAGCAAAACUCCCUUUUCAAAUAGCAAAACUCCCGUUUCAAAUAGCAAAACACCCUUUUCAAAUAGCAAAACUCCCUUUUCAAAUAGCAAAACACCCGUUUCAAAUAGCAAAACACCCUUUACAAAUGGCAAAACACCCCGCUUUUCAAAUGGCAAAACACCCUUUUCAAAUAGCAAAACACCCUUUUCAAAUAGCAAAACUCCCUUUUCAAAUAGCAAAACUCCCGUUUCAAAUAGCAAAACACCCUUUUCAAAUAGCAAAACUCCCGUUUCAAAUAGCAAAACACCCUUUUCAAAUAGCAAAACUCCCUUUUCAAAUAGCAAAACACCCGUUUCAAAUAGCAAAACACCCUUUACAAAUGGCAAAACACCCUUUUCAAAUAGCAAAACACCCUUUACAAAUGGCAAAACUCCGUUUGCUACCUCGUAGUCUGAACAUACUUUUCAGAAACCUGUACUUUGUGAACCUUAUUUUGAAGACUAAGUACACAUUGAGUACUGAGUUUGUUCUAGCGCAAGUACACUGUACGCGGCAACAACCAUUGGCGUACCAGUCCGGUACGACUAGAAAUCUUGAAUGAUCGCACCCAGAUAUUAUAGUUGUAAAUGUCCUCAAUCAAAAAUACCUGUCCGAAAGACGGGUGGACAGGCCUCUGCAUGCAGCUAAACCCAUGUUUGAGAGCCUUACUGUUACACCUGUAUUCUAAAAGCUUAUUCACACUCGAAGAGCACUUGGAAGUUCAAUCUGAGCUUCCCUUGAGUGCCAUUGCUGUUUUUGAAUAGCUGGAGUGUUAGUGGACAUCAUAUACCUUCCUAAGUGACUACUCACCCUCCAGUUAUUCAAAAACAGCAUUGACAUUCAAGAAAAGCUCAGAUUGAACCUCCGCUCUUUGAGCGUGAGUGAGCUUUUGGAAUACAGGAGUUAGUAUGGUACAGCCUUUAACAUCCAAUGGCCAUCAUUUUUUAACGAGCAGUCGUUUUGUUAUUUGUAGCAACAUGUUGCAUAAGGAAUCAGAUGAAGCGAAGAGACAGCUAACGAAACAGGGAGUCGCUGUUGGUCAGUAAAUUUUGUUUUAACUUGUUACGUACAUACUAAAGUUUCUUAAAAAUUCUGUUGAAGAAGAAAUUGGCUGAAACUACAGUUUGAAAUAUUAAGUGAUGUUGUAAUAAUCUUGUGUUGAAUAUUCUAGGAUCUGACAGUGAAGAGGAAGAUGAAAAUGAAGAAGAUACGACUGAAGCUGAUGUAAGCUAGAAUAGAACAUGAAUUUUAAGCUGAUAUUGACUGAUGGAUAAGAGCAUCUACUUGACUGGUAGAAUCGCAGGGCUCGAAAUAACGGCCGAUCAACGAUCAAUGAUCGGCAGGAAAUUGCUUUUGAUCGGCAGAGAAGCAAGAUUGUCGAUCAUCUUGAUCGGCAAGAACCAUCGUCUCAAAAACAUUGUUAAUGUCGUUAACAAACACCAUGCAAUACUACGGUAUUAUCACAGAACAUAUAAACGGAACGUAUCCUAUAUACUGAUUGGCCAGAUUUUCAUUUGAUCGGCAGAAAAUCAUGACUGCUUAUCAACAUGAUCGGGAACGUUGAAAACGUUAUUUCGAGCCCUGGAAUCGUCUGGCAUUAGACAGAGUAAAAUAUCAAUAUCAUUUUAUGGCCAACAGGAUUAUGCCCCGGAGAUGGCAAAUUAAUCUAUUAAUUGUGCAACACUCUCUCCAUGAUUGGCAUGACAAUCAUUAAAUUUUUCUCUGGCAUUAGAGUACUCUGUCUAAUCAUUAGACAGAGUAAAAUAUUAAUACUUACUUGCUACUGCAUUACUUGACAUUAGACAAAGUACUAAGCAAUAUAAGAGGGCGAAUUAUAUAGCCUUGUCAAGUCUAUUGGUUAAAAAUAGAUAUGCAUGACUCUAUAGCAAAACUCACUUGAUUGUUUCUAUUUUUCUCUAUAGACGGAAGGCAAGGAGGCGGAGAAAACUGAGGCGUCUACAGCACCACAAACAGAAAAGAAACUGACCAAUCAAUUCAACUACUGCGAGAGAGCUUCACAGACGUACAACAAUCCUUACAGGGUAACAGAUUAUCUUCUACUUAUUAAUGGAGUCAGGCUCGGUUGUUUUCAGGAUCGAUGUUUUCAGGCCGGUGUUUUUAGGUCUGUGUUUUAAAGGUCGGUGUUUUCAGGAUCAAUGUAAAAUAACAAAUCAGGGUGCAUCUGAGCACAAUGCAAUUUAAUAAGUUACACAGCUCAUCGAGAUUUUAGAAUUAAAUGUAAUCAAACUAGGAAUUUUGACAUUCCGAUAUACGACUAUAUUUUUUUUUUAUUACUAGGAGCGUGAAACUCAGACUGAGCCUCCUCCCAGGGCGAAUUUCUCAGCUACAGCUAAUCAGGUUUGUAUAUAUCUUAUAAAUCUGUUAUCCCCCAAACUUUUUUUCUAUGAAAGUCCGCCUUGCACACAACAGGUAAUGCAUCCUGUAAAUUUUCUUGCGUGAUAUUCAGAUAAUUUCUUUUUCUUUGUUACAGUGGGAAAUCUACGAUGCCUAUGUCGAAGAUCUUCGGAGACAGGUGAGUCAUGGUUAUUCAUGCAUGUUCUACAUUUAUUUAUAAAGGUCGGGCACACUAUUGCAAAACAGUAAAAAUCACACGUCGUCCAGUACUCCCGUAGCGACUAGAUUAAUAUUAACACACAGAGAACUAAAUAAGAAUUUAUGCUGUGACGUUGCAACAUUUUCUGCAAUGCUAGUAAGUUAAAGUACUGUAAAUGUUGUGAAUUAAUCCUCAUGCAAAGAAAUCGCGUAGUUGCAAACACGAGGCGUGCGGUAAAACAAAUGAGACGCGUGGCAAAUUGCGCAUUUUGACGAGGUAAGGCGUGUGCAGAGGUGCGCAUGGCAUCAAAGGGCGAGGCCUGAGUUAUAACUUUAAAAAAUACAUUAUUGGUAUACAGCUAUUAUGAUUUAUGCCUGUAUUCUAAAAGCUCACUCACGCUGCACACUCGAAGAGUGGAGGAUCAAUCUGAGCUUUCCCAUGAGGUUCAGUGCUGUUUUUGGAGUACCUGGAGGGUGAGUAGUCACAUAGUAAAAUACGAGACUAACCCUCCAGCUGUUCAAAAACAGCAAAGACACUCAAGGGAAGCUCAGAUUGAACCUCCACUCUUUGAAUGUGAGUGUGAGUGAGCUUUAAGAAUACAGGCGUUAGUGUGAAUCCAAAUGGCAAGACUGCUCGCCUAUAUUAACAAAGUUUACAUGCCUGCUUUCUUACCAAAUUCCUAGCGUGAAUACAUGUCCUUAUACCUUCCUAUAUAUACAAUCCUAUCCAACCAUUUUCUCUCCAGGAGAAGAACAAGGAAAAGGAAACAAAGAAAGCGAACAAGAAAGAUGAUGACAAGAAAAAGAAGAUGAGCCAGAUGGAAAGUCAGGUGCGAUCCAAAUUUGAUUCCAGCAAUACCUUAGUUGGAGCCUUAGUUUUACCUCCGUAUUACAUAUGAAAAGAGUGCUUUCUGUUUGACUCGGAAGAUUAUACCAGGAGUACUACCGCGGCUUAGUGCCAGCUGAGCUACAGUACAUGUAAACUGAAACUUUUGAUCAAGUCACCUGACAUUGUUUUGCGUACUAAACUGCAAAGUUUAUUUAUUACUAAAGUAAAUUUAUUACUCCAUUUUAUUUUCAAUAAAGGUCCAUACAAUUUCCAUUCUAUGGAUUUUCAAUUUUUUCCAGUGUGUAAUUAGUGAACAGACUAAGUUAUAUUUUAAUAACGUAUUCAUUUCUUGUCCAGGGGGAUGAUGUGACGAGAAUUGCCAGACCAGCCAAGAUAGUUGAACGUAUGGUGAAUCAGAACACAUACGACGAAUAUGCACAAGGU
Messenger RNA from Paramuricea clavata, 8230 nucleotides. NCBI's taxonomy places the organism in Eukaryota, Metazoa, Cnidaria, Anthozoa, Malacalcyonacea, Plexauridae. The record is from the annotation of a GenBank genome assembly.